This is a messenger RNA of Phalacrocorax carbo (great cormorant), 3171 nucleotides long. Lineage: Eukaryota; Metazoa; Chordata; Aves; Suliformes; Phalacrocoracidae. The record is from RefSeq and is a predicted model, not a curated record.
CCCCCCCCCCCCACGAUGGGGGUGCUGGUGGUGGGGUGCCGGCCCCCCCCGCGGGCGGGCGCUGAGGGUGCCGUGCCCCACCCAGGGGUGCUGCGGGAGGUGGGCACCGACUUCACGGUGGACGCGCGGGCGCUCACCAAGACGGGGGGUCCCCACGUCAAGGCGCGGGUGCGGAACCCCUCGGGCGCCACCACCGACACCUUCGUCACCGACCGCGGCGACGGCACCUACCGCGUGGAGUACACCCCCUACGAGGACGGCGUGCACCACGUGGAGGUGACCUACGACGAGGUGGGGGUCCCCAAUAGCCCCUUCCGCGUGGCGGUGAGCGAGGGCUGCGACCCCGGGCGCGUGCGGGCGCACGGCCCCGGCCUGGAGGGCGGCCUCGUCGGCAAGGCCAACCGCUUCACCGUGGAGACCAGGGGCGCGGGCACCGGGGGGCUGGGGCUGGCCAUCGAGGGCCCCUCCGAGGCCAAGAUGUCGUGCAAGGACAACAAGGACGGGAGCUGCUCGGUGGAGUACAUCCCCUUCACGCCCGGCGACUACGACGUCAACAUCACCUUCGGUGGCCACCCCAUCCCUGGGAGCCCCUUCCGGGUGCCGGUGAAGGACGUGGUGGACCCCGGGAAGGUGAAGUGCUCGGGGCCGGGGCUGGGCCCCACCGUCAGGGCCCACCUGCCCCAGACCUUCACCGUGGACUGCAGCGCCGCGGGGCGGGCGCCCCUCGAGGUCACGCUGCUGGGACCCUCGGGCCUGGCGGAGCCGGUCGAGGUCCGCGACAACGGCGACGGCACCCACAAGGUCACCUACACGCCGGGCGCGGCCGGGCCCUACGCGGCCGCCGUCACCUUCGCCGGGCAGGAGGUGCCGCGCAGCCCCUUCAAGAUCACGGCGGUGCCGGGGCACGACGCCAGCAAGGUGCGCGCCAGCGGGCCGGGGCUGAGCGCCGCCGGCAUCCCCGCCAGCCUGCCCGUGGAGUUCACCAUCGACGCCCGCGACGCCGGCGAGGGGCUGCUCACCGUCCAGAUCCUGGACCCCGAGGGGCAGCCGAAGAAGGCGUCGAUCCGGGACAACGGCGACGGCACCUACACGGUCUCGUACGUGCCCGACCUGCCGGGGCGCUACACCAUCACCGUGCGCUACGGCGGCGACGAGAUCCCCUGCUCGCCCUUCCGCAUCCACGCCGUGCCCGCCGGCGACGCCAGCAAGUGCCUCGUCACGGUGUCCAUCGGGGGCCACGGACUGGGCGCCUGCCUGGGCCCCACCAUCCAGAUCGGGGAGGAGACGGUGAUCACGGUGGACGCGAAGGCGGCGGGGAAGGGCAAGGUCACCUGCAAGGUGUCGACCCCCGACGGCGCCGAGCUCGACGUCGACGUGGUGGAGAACCACGACGGCACCUUCGACAUCUACUACACGGCGCCCGAGCCCGGCAAAUACGUCAUCACCAUCCGCUUCGGGGGCGAGCACGUCCCCAACAGCCCCUUCCACGUCCUGGCCACCGAGGAGCCCCCGGCCAGCGCUGAGACCCUCCGGCCCUUCAGCCUCGUCAUCCCCUUCACCGUGCAGAAGGGCGAGAUCACCGGGGAGGUGCGGACGCCCUCGGGACAGACGGCGCGGCCCGACAUCGCCGACAACAAGGACGGGACGGUGACGGUGCGGUUCGGCCCCGCCGAGAAGGGGCUGCACGAGAUGGACAUUCGCUACGACGGGAACCACAUCCCCGGGAGCCCCCUGCAGUUCUACGUGGACGCGGAGGACGCCCGGCACGUCAGCGCCUUCGGCCCGGGGCUGAGCCACGGCGUCGUCAACAAGCCCUGCGCCUUCACCAUCGUCACCAAGGGCGCCGGCGAGGGCGGGCUGUCGCUGGCGGUGGAGGGUCCCUCCAAGGCGGAGAUCACGUGCCAGGACAACCAGGACGGGACGUGCGCCGUCUCCUACCUGCCCACCGCGCCCGGCGACUACAGCGUCAUCGUGCGCUUCGACGACGAGCACGUCCCCGGCAGCCCCUUCACCGCCAAGGUCACCGGGGACGACUCCAUGCGGACGUCGCAGCUCAACGUGGGCACCUCGACGGACGUGUCGCUGAAGAUCACGGAGACGGACCUGAGCCUGCUGACGGCCAGCAUCCGCGCGCCCUCGGGCAACGAGGAGCCCUGCCUGCUCAAGCGCCUGCCCAACCGCCACAUCGGCAUCUCGUUCACGCCCAAGGAGGUGGGCGAGCACGUGGUGAGCGUGAAGAAGAGCGGGCAGCACGUCACCAACAGCCCCUUCAAGAUCCUGGUGGGGCAGUCGGAGAUCGGCGACGCCAGCCGGGUGAAGGUGUGGGGCAAGGGGCUGGUGGAGGGACACACCUUCGAGGUCUCCGAGUUCAUCGUGGACACGCGCAGCGCCGGCUACGGCGGGCUGGGCCUGUCCAUCGAGGGUCCCAGCAAGGUGGACAUCAACUGCGAGGACGUGGAGGACGGCACCUGCAAGGUCACCUACUGCCCCACCGAGCCCGGCAACUACAUCAUCAACAUCAAGUUUGCCGACAAACACGUCCCAGGGAGCCCCUUCACGGUGAAGGUGACGGGCGAGGGGCGGAUGAAGGAGAGCAUCACGCGGCGGCGGCAGGCGCCCUCCAUCGCCACCAUCGGCAGCACCUGCGACCUCAACCUCAAGAUCCCAGGUAGGGGCUGCCCUUCCUCCGCCUCCUCCUCCUCCUCCUUCUCCAUCCUCCUCCUCCUCCUCCUUCUCCAUCCUCCUCCUCCUCCUCCUCCAUCCUCCUCCUCCUCCUCCAUCCUCCUCCUCCUCCUUCUCCAUCCUCCUCCUCCUCCUUCUCCAUCCUCCUCCUCCUCCUCCUCCAUCCUCCUCCUCCUCCUCCAUCCUCCUCCUCCUCCUUCUCCAUCCUCCUCCUCCUCCUUCUCCAUCCUCCUCCUCCUCCUCCUUCUCCAUCCUCCUCCUCCUUCUCCAUCCUCCUCCUCCUCCUUCUCCAUCCUCCUCCUCCUCCUCCUUCUCCAUCCUCCUCCUCCUUCUCCAUCCUCCUCCUCCUUCUCCAUCCUCCUCCUCCUCCUUCUCCAUCCUCCUCCUCCUCCUCCUUCUCCAUCCUCCUCCUCCUUCUCCAUCCUCCUCCUCCUUCUCCAUCCUCCUCCUCCUCCUUCUCCAUCCUCCUCCAUCCUCCUCCUCCUCCUU